AUGUCUCAGGCUUUUGGUAUAUCAAUACAAAGAAAAUCACAUCUUGUUCAUAGACCAUCUUUAUGGAUAUUGGGGUUCUUAAUUUAUACCAUUUCGAAUCUAAUUGGAUCAACAUUUACCAUUGGUUAUUUACCUAUCGUUAUAUUAGCACCUAUAGGAGCUAUUGGCUUAGUAUUCAAUGCUAUCUUUGCUAAAUGGAUAUUAGGUGAUUCAUUUACAAAGAAGACUUUAUCGGGUACAGGAUUAAUUGUUGUAGGAGCAGGAUUCAUAGCUGGAUUUGGAACAAUAUCAGAACCAAAUCAUUCAUUAAAAGAUUUAAUUACACUUUAUAAAAGACCUUCUUUUAUUAUCUACUUUUCAUUGCUAGAAAUAAGUAUUUGUAUUGGCUUGAUUUGUACACAUGUUAUGGAAUAUUUAAUGAAGAAAAGAAACUAUCAACAAGGUCCAGCAGAAAAGAUGUGGCUUGGAAUAAGUUAUGGUUUAUUAGGGGCUAAUAUUAGUAGUCAAGCUAUGUUAUUUGCUAAAAGUGGAUUAGAAUUGUUAUUAUUGACUAUUUUUCAUCAUGAAAAUCAAUUUAUUUAUCCUUUGACUUGGUUUAUUGUCUUUGCAUUAAUCGUGACAGCUUUAUUACAGCUAUAUUACUUGAAUAAAGGCGUUCAACUGUGUGAUACGAUGAUAUUGGUGCCCUUGAACUUUUGUUCAUUCAACAUAUCAUGUUUGUUUAAUGGAUUAGUUUAUUAUAAUCAAUGGGAUAAAUUAUGUUGGUGGCAAGUGAUGAUUGUUCUGUUGGGUAUUAUGUUGCUUGUCUAUGGUGUCUUGAUGAUUUCUAAUAUAAAUCAAUAUUCUUUGCUGGUUAUUAAAGAAGAUAGCAAGCCAUUAUUAUCAUUAAAUAAGAAAGGUGUAUCUUAUACUGUAAAUAAUGAUGAAGAAGAACAAUGA
Molecule: messenger RNA, 939 nt
Organism: Cokeromyces recurvatus
Lineage: Eukaryota; Fungi; Mucoromycota; Mucoromycetes; Mucorales; Mucoraceae
Product: magnesium transporter
Exons: 4
Coding region: 1-939 (312 amino acids)
Biological process (GO): magnesium ion transport
Cellular component (GO): membrane
Molecular function (GO): magnesium ion transmembrane transporter activity
Source: RefSeq, a predicted model, not a curated record